Molecule: messenger RNA, 1292 nt
Organism: Suillus paluster
Lineage: Eukaryota; Fungi; Basidiomycota; Agaricomycetes; Boletales; Suillaceae
Exons: 3
Coding region: 162-1085 (307 amino acids)
Source: RefSeq, a predicted model, not a curated record
CGUGGAUGACUGUCCACAACUUAAACUGACUGGCGACGAUAAUCGCCCUGUCAGGGACCUUUCGGAUGCGAUGUGCAAUAUCAUGUGUUCCUUCCAUUCUGAUGGGUACGACCGGAUGAAUAUAUUCGGUGAAGUGCUCGAGUCCUACGGCAUAGCCCUCCAUGGUUGGUUCGACAUCAUGUUUGACCGAUCCUGAGUAUACCAUGGCCAAAAAGUUCGCGUCGGUGAUAGUGGUGGGGAAGAAUGAGAUUGGAGAUGGCGGUGCUGAACCGUUCCUGGAAGCAACGUACUGUUACCGCAAGUUUCUUAAAAAGUUGAACGGGACUCAGGACAAAAUCACGCGGCUCCGAUUCAUCCUUCCCUGUCUCCAUAUCGUCAUCUUCGGUCCCUGCAUCGGCAUCGUUGGCUCCGUUUUCACUAACAAGGUCCAGUCCAAUGUCGUGGUCCCGAUAAUUCCGCUGUUUUGGCAUUCAACAGACCGCUCUAUGCAAGCCAUGGCAGCUCGUACUUUCGGAGCUCUCAGAAUUGCUAUGGCUAAACUCAAAAAUCUGUAUUCCACCCCAAGACUCGCCUCUGCGUUGUCCGUAUCCACGGAACUAUUCAGAUUCGACAGGAAAACUGUCAACAGUGCAAAUUGCAGGAAGAUAUGUAUCAAGUUCGUCAAGCGGUGUUUGCCGGAAGUCCACCAGUUCUGUCCCAGCAAGGGACAUGCCCCUGAACUUAUCGCCUACAAGAGUUUACCCGGUGAGCGGGAAAUGGUGGUUAUGGAAGCCCUUGAAAUAAGGAUCCCUUCGUGCAACGAACCGGCUCAUAUCGACAAUUCAGCGAGAUGGCUGUCUGGGACCGUCAAUUGCUGGAGAAAGUCGUCACCGAUUUUAUCCAUGAUUUCCAUGCUGACGGCUACGUUCAUGGCGACCUUCGUGAUGUUAACUUCCUUGUGCGAGACAGCGGACAAGACGCGACAAGGACUCGUUUCAUGCUGCUCGACUUUUGAUUGGGCUGGUAGGAUUUGCCAGGCCCGUUAUCCCAUGUACGUUAAUCGGUGGGGCAUUGAUCGUCCUCUGGACGCAACGCGACGGAAAUGAGAUUACGGUGGAGCACGACUUGGAGAUGCUGUGCCAUGUGUUUCUACUGCACGAAGACGUAGAUAUGAAGGGGUAGAAAAACCAACACCUGUGCUGUACGCGUGUCAUACUUCCGAUGGCUACAUGCACAGCAGACUCCCUGUAUGGUGCUGUCCGAUAUGGGGUACUGACCCAAAGUGCCAUAAAUGGACAUUUAAUACAUCUCUG